This is a messenger RNA of Aegilops tauschii subsp. strangulata, 2251 nucleotides long. Its product is annotated as vacuolar-sorting receptor 7. The record is from RefSeq and is a predicted model, not a curated record. Gene Ontology annotation, molecular function: calcium ion binding. Lineage: Eukaryota; Viridiplantae; Streptophyta; Magnoliopsida; Poales; Poaceae.
AUGGCGCUCCACGGGCACGGGAGGAGGGGCAGGCUCGCGGCCGCGCUGUGGCUCGUCGUCGUGGCCACGGCGAGCGUGGCGUCGGCGCGGUUCGUGGUGGAGAAGAACAGCAUCAAGGUGCUGUCGCCGCACUCGCUCCGGGGCCGCCACGAGGCCGCGAUCGCCAACUACGGCGUCCCGGACUACGGCGGCACGCUGACCGGCGUGGUGCUGUACCCGGCGGACGCGGGGCAGGCCAACGGGUGCAAGCCGUUCGGGGCGACGGCGUUCAAGUCGCGGUCCGGCCGGCCCGUGGUGCUCCUGGUGGACCGCGGCGGCUGCUACUUCGCGCUCAAGACGUGGCACGCGCAGCAGGCGGGCGCGGCGGCGGUGCUGGUCGCCGACAGCGUGGACGAGCCGCUGCUGACCAUGGACACCCCGGAGGAGGAGACCCCCGACAUGGCCUUCCUGGCCAACAUCACCGCCCCCUCCGCGCUCGUCUCCAAGCCCUUCGGCGACGCGCUCCGCGCCGCGGCGUCCAGCUCCGGCGGCGCCGAGGUGGUGGUCCGUCUCGACUGGCGCGAGUCGAUGCCGAACCCGGACGCGCGGGUGGAGUACGAGCUGUGGACCAACAGCAACGACGAGUGCGGGCCGCGGUGCGACGAGCAGGCGGCGUUCGUGGCGGCGUUCCGGGGCCACGCGCAGCUGCUGGAGAAGGCCGGCGACGCGCUCUUCACGCCGCACUACAUCACCUGGUUCUGCCCCGACGAGUACCGCGGCACGCGGCAGUGCGCGUCGCAGUGCAUCAACCGCGGCCGCUACUGCGCGCCGGACCCGGAGGGGGACCUCGGCGCCGGCUACCGGGGCCGCGACGUGGUGCUGGAGAACCUCCGGCAGCUGUGCGUGCACCGGGUGGCCAACGCCCGCAACGCGUCGUGGGCGUGGUGGGACUUCGUGGCCGACUACCGCGUGCGGUGCUCCAUGCGGGAGAAGAAGUACUCCCGCGGGUGCGCCGAGGAGGUGGUGGCGUCGCUCGGCCUGCCGGCGGAGAUGAUUGAGAAGUGCAUGGGCGACCCCGACGCCGACGCCGACAACGACGUGCUCCGGACGGAGCAGGUCGUGCAGGUCGGGCAGGGGAAUCGAGGGGACGUCACCAUCCUGCCCACGCUGGUCAUCAACAACGUGCAGUACAGGGGGAAGCUAGAGAGCACGGCCGUCCUCAAGGCGAUCUGCGCCGGUUUCAAGGAGACCACGGAGCCCCGUGUCUGCAUGACACAAGACAUGGAGACGGACGAGUGCAUGCACAACAACGGCGGCUGCUGGCGCGACGACAAGACCAACAUCACCGCGUGCAGGGACACGUACAGGGGGAGGGUGUGCGAGUGCCCGGCGGUGGACGGCGUGCAGUACGAGGGAAACGGGUACAAGGAGUGCAAGCCCGUCGGGCCGGGGCGGUGCGCCGCCAACAACGGCGGGUGCUGGAAGGAGACGAGGCACGGCAAGACCUUCUCCGCCUGCAAGGGCUCGGGGUCGCUCAGCGGGUGCGAGUGCCCGCCGGGGUUCAAGGGAGACGGCAUCACCUGCGAAGACGUGGACGAGUGCAGCGAGAAGCUGGCGUGCACCUGCCCGGGCUGCUCCUGCCGGAACAACUGGGGCGGGUACCACUGCAGCUGCGGCGGCGGCGGCAACCAGGUGUACAUCCAGGCCGAGGACACCUGCGUGGGGAAGAGCGCGGCGGCGAUGGGGUGGCUGGUGGCGGUGCUGGUGCUGUCGUGCCUCGCAGGCGCCGGGCUCGCCGGGUUCGCCUUCUACAAGUACAGGCUCAGGCGGUACAUGGACUCGGAAGUGGCGGCGAUCAUGUCGCAGUACAUGCCCCUGGAGGGCCAGAGCACCAGCGGCGAGCACCGGCCGCUGAGGGAGGAGGCCGUGGAAGCAGCAUAGGUAGCCCGUAGCCAGCCAGCUCUGAGAUUUCAAGAUAGAUUUUCCACAAAUGGGUGAAUACCAUGGUGUACAUGAAAGAAGUUGCUUAUAGCUUUACCUGACAGGACAGGCAGGAGCUCUUGCAUUUUCUUUACUUUGUGCUUUUGUAGAGAGAGCUGCCAGAUAGAUUUUGAAACACAUUUGAGAUGUGAAAUAGGAUAGCAGUGAUGAAUCUGCCCAUUGAUGUACAAAAUUUGAGAUAAAGAUGUCCAGUGCAGAACCGGACAAGCUGGUCGUCAUACAGAUUUGAACAGGCAGAACUACUUGGCCUUUUCUGAUUUUUUGUCAUCAA